Messenger RNA from Ambispora leptoticha, 1692 nucleotides. The record is from the annotation of a GenBank genome assembly. Lineage: Eukaryota; Fungi; Glomeromycota; Glomeromycetes; Archaeosporales; Ambisporaceae.
AUGACGACAUGCCGUUUUGCAUACUUGGUAUUGUUGUUUUUACCAUUAAUUGUGGGCGCACCAGUAUUGUUGAUUGGUAGACGCGUUCCAGAAAAUGAUAAUGAGAAAACAGGGACGUUAUUAUGGUAUGAUCUUUUGGUGAGACAAAUGGAGAUGGCGGGUCCAACAUUCAUAAAGUUGGGGCAAUGGGCAGCUUCUCGUUCAGACAUAUUUCCCGAGGAAAUGUGUAAUCGAUUAUCGAAACUUCAUUCUGCAGUUGAUCCACACCCAUUUUCCAAGACAAAGUUGAUAAUUGAGGAAAAUUUCGGAUUACCAUUUGAAAUGAUAUUUGAAGAGUUUGAUCCAAAACCCAUUGGAAUUGGUUCACUCGCUCAGGUAUAUAAAGCAAAGGUCCGACCUGAAAUUAUUCCACCAUCAAUAGCUGACGAAACUACGUCAUCAUCUUUAACCGAAAAAAAAACUAAACCGCAUUCACCAUUGGUAACCGACGUAGCAAUAAAAGUACUUCACCCGAACGUGGAUAAGUUGAUUCGACGAGACCUUAGAAUUCUAAUGGUUUUCGCAAAAAUCAUCAACGAACUCCCAACUAUGAAGUGGCUUUCAUUACCGGAAGAAGUUGCGAGAUUUGGUGAAAUGAUGCAAGAUCACUUAGACCUACGCAUUGAAGCAAAUAAUCUGAAAAUUUUCCGGAUGAAUUUCAAGGAUAGAAAGUCGAUCAAUUUUCCACGACCUUUUGUCGAGUAUACUAUGAAAGAUAUGUUGAUUGAGGAAUACGAGUCGGGUAUACCGUUAAAGAGGUUUCUUGAAUUUGGGGGUGGCGUGUUUGAGCGUACUAUUGCUGAUAUUGGAUUAAAAGCCUUUCUUCACAUGCUCAUAUUUGACAACUUUGUUCACGCCGAUCUUCACCCUGGAAACAUCUUAAUAACUUUUGUCAAACCAAAGAAAAUAAUGAAUUUCUGGUCCAAUUUCAUAAAUAACUACAACGACAAAUCUGCAGAACAUUUAGACGAUUCAAAAAGAGCGCUUCAACUCCUAAAAUCACAUUACAACAAUAAAAAACAAUGGGAAGAGGCAUUAGAUCGUCUUUUUCAAGAAGGAUUCCAACCCGUUAUAACAUAUCUGGAUACGGGUCUUGUCACAAGUCUCAACGCAGAAAAUCGCCGUAAUUUUCUGGACUUAUUUCGCGCCGUGGCAGAAUUCGAUGGAUACCGUGCUGGAAGAUUAAUGAUUGAACGAUCGAAAGUGGGUCACUUGGCAUUGGACGGCGAAAUGUUCGCGCUUAAAAUGCAAGAUUUAGUGCUAAAAGUGAAAUCAAUGACACUAGCACUAUCCAAAAUACGAAUUUCUGAAAUCUUGGCCACAGUUCUGCAAAUGGUACGAAAACAUCACGUGAAACUCGAGGGUGAUUUCGUGAAUGUGAUGCUUUCUGUGCUAUUGUUGGAAGGAAUUGGACGACAAUUGGAUCCGAACAUAGAUUUGUUGAAGAGUGCAUUACCGAUUUUACGACAGUUGGGAGCACAGGAAGCGAAGCGUGGUGUUGUGGAUGGAAAAAUAAGGGAAUUACCGUUAGAGGAUGGUGUAUUUCUAAAAUUCUGGAUUUGGUUAGAGGCAAGAGAGUGGGUGGCGAAUUUAAGUUGGGAUGAUUUGAAAGAAAUGAUGUUUUAUAAGCAUAUUUGUUGGCCCGAUAUUUGA